CGGUUCAAUUCGAUCGCAGGCGCGUCAACUUUUUUAUUCAAGCUGUCAUUUACCAUCAGCUCGACCGGUGCCUGGCUCGCAAUUGGGGUGUCGAGUCUUUGAGGGUUCAAGUCCUUCACGGAUCUGCAUCCAGCUGUUGCCUGCGUUUCCUCUAUCCUCCGUCGAAUCGACCGUCCAGCUUCCGGCGCGCGUCACGGACUCAUUAGACCACAUUUUAUCACCAUUAUUCUUUUUCUUUCACUCCUUCAUAGCUUAGUUCCAUCGACUCAGACAUUCGAAAUUGCUCAACGACGCGCCUCCAUACCCGCCAGCAUGUCGUUCGGCACUGGAGGAGGUUUCUCUUUUGGCUCGAACACCAACAAUAAUCAGAGCCCUGGCUUUGGUGGGUUCGGGAGCAACACUAACACCACACCUAACACAGGUUUCGGUGCAAACACGAGCAACACAGGCUUUGGAUCUAAUACCGCUGCCUCUAACCCUUUCGGUGGUGGUGGUGGUGGUGGUAAUGGUGGCAGCACAUUCGGAUCCAAUACUGGAGGCUUUGGUAACAACACCAACUCCAAUACAUCCGGUUCCCUCUUUGGCAACAAGCCCGCGUCGAAUCCUUUCGGAGCAAGUUCAAAUACAGGAGGUGGCUUGUUUGGAAGCUCUACUACUCAAAACAACGCCGGCUUUCGGAGCUCAACAACAGGCGGAUUCGGCAACACAACUACAGGAGGAGGAUUCGGUGGUAACACAAGUGGCUCGGCAUUCAGCUUCGGAAAUGCUGCCAACAAGCCCGCGUUUGGCUCUACAGACACGUCCACGCCUCUCUUCGGUCAAGGUGGCUCGGGCACUACAGGCGGCUUUGGUUCAUCAACAUUUGGUGCUGCUGGCACCGGCACUGCUCUGAGCAACCAGCCGGUCCCUCCGUCGGACGGUACUGCUGCCACACCAUUCACUGCGACCUUGGAGAAAGAUGCCUCAGGCCAGUCGAACAAUUACCAGAGCAUAAACUUCAUGGCUCCGUAUCAGAAGUACUCCUUUGAAGAAUUGCGUUUGGCCGACUACAAUGCUGGACGUCGAUUUGGCAACAACACAGGGACCGCAGGCGGCUUCGGAUCUAGUACAUUCGGUGGCUUUGGGUCCAGCAACACUCCAGCGUUCGGAAACAAUAACAACACCGCCUCCACCAAUCCCUUUGGUUCGACAACCACAUCUUCUGCCACGGGGUUUGCUUCCAAUACCUCAACGACAGGCUUUGGUGGUGGUGGUCUAUUCGGCAAUAAGCCAGCUGCUGGUGGACUCUUCGGCCAACAACAGCAAUCCUCCGGCACCUCCUCCGGUGGAUUGUUUGGUACUGCUGGCGCGAGCACGGGCGGGUUUGGUUCAGGAACUCCAGGCUUCGGGUCUGGCGCUGCACCUGCGUCUGGGGGUGGCCUGUUCGGGAACCAGACCCAGAAUAAGCCAGGCGGUCUGUUUGGCAAUACUGCCGCCACCAGUGCUCCCUCGUUCUCGUUCGGCAAUGCUGGCACAACAAACACCAACACAGGGACCGGACUGUUCGGCAACAACAGUCAACAGCAACAGCAACAGCAACAGUCCGGGGGAGUCUUUGGCAAUACUGGUCAGCAGAAGUCUCUCUUUGGCAAUGCAACCGGUGGGUUUGGUGCAUCGACUACGCAAAGUCAGCCUUCAGGUGGUUUGUUCGGCAGUUCCAAUACUGGUUCUACCGGCGGAGGUCUGUUUGGCAAUACUCCUGCUACGAAUGCAGGCGGCGGCACUGGACUAUUUGGCGGCACAGCCAGUAACACAGGUACUUCACUGUUCGGAAAUAACAAUGCCAACAAUGCUCCUAAACCAGGCGGCCUGUUUGGGGGAAGCACUUUUGGUAACAAUACCAAUACUAACACCAGUGGCGGCCUAUUUGGCAACGCCAAUCAGAACCAGCAGCAGGGUGGCGGCGGAUUCUCCUUCGGUAAUGCUACGAACAAACCCGCGACCACAUCACUCUUCGGCAACACCGGUAACCAGCAGCAAGGGGGUCUUUUUGGUUCAACCGGUGGAAACAACAGUGUCUUUGGAAACGCUCAAAACAAUCAACAGUCCGGACAACAGCAACCCGACUUUAAGCAGUCGUCGCUAAAUGAUCCCAACCCUUAUGGUCAGACAUCGAUCUGGACAGGGCUGCCAGUGCCCACCCCUGAAAAUGCAAAGCCACUCUUCACCCCAUUGUCAGCAACUCAGAAGAUGAAGGAAAGUCAGGCAAAACCACCCCCCAGUCUCAGACUCAGUCAGUCACGUUACAUGACACCUCCUCGUCGCUCAGGCUUCGGCUUUUCUUACUCCACUUAUGGCACACCCAACAGUGCCGCAAGCACACCCGGCGGGAGCGGUCUGGCCAGCAGCAUGUAUGGUAGCCGAAGUUUCACCGGCGGUAGUUUUGGCCGUUCGUUCGGAAAGAGUGCCUCUGCCAGCAAUCUUCGGUCUCAAUUCUCUGGUGAUGGGGAAAGUGUCCUGGGUCCCAACGCAUUUGCAACAAGCAGCGGCAGAUGGUCAAGCGGCAACAUGCGACGCCUUACAAUUGAUCGCAGCAUUCGAAACGACCUUUUCAGCCGCUCAUCGCUACCUACUCUUCCAACCAAUGCCCCCGAGAGACCUGCGAACGAUAAUGCUGAGCCAUCUACUAAUGGUGCUGAUUCGUCGACCGAACCGGCCAACAAGUUGAAGAAGCGUGUGAGCUUCGACAAAGGUACCGUCGGCGGUCAGGAAGGCGCUCUGAAUGGCCAAUCAGGAGCUUUGGUGAGAACCGAGACCAAUGACGACCACAUCGAAUCUGGACAUCGGGGACCAGCCAACGGAACUGCGACUCCUGAGGCUGAACCAAGCAGGGACAACCAGCUCGAAGCAGUACCUGAAGAUCGCGAGUCUGAUCAUGUGUCCCCUCAGAAGUCAAGUGUCCACGCCAAAUCGGACCCUCAACCUGGCGACUACUGGAUGAAACCAACACGGGCUGAAUUGAGCAAAUUGCCGCGAGACAAGUUGCAGAGAUUCACUGGUUUCGAGGCCGGACGGAAGGGCUGUGGCAAGGUCGUCUUCAAUGGUCCUGUCGACCUUACUGCCAUACCCCUUGAUGAUUUGUACGAGAAGAUAGUAGAGAUCCGACUCCGAUCAGUGACGGUGUAUCCGGACGCCAGUUCCAAACCACCAGUAGGAAAGGGGCUCAAUGUGCCAUCGACAAUCUCCAUUGAGAAUUCCUGGCCUCGCUCCCGUGGUCAACCAUCGUCUGCCACAAGUGGACCUGUUUUUGAAAAGCAUGUCAACCGACUCAAGAAGAUGCAUGGCACUGAAUUCGUCAACUACGAAGUCUCGACAGGUGUCUGGACCUUCCGGGUUCCUCACUAUACUCGUUAUGGUUUGGACUAUGAUGAGGAUGAGGAGCUUGGCCAGAGUCAGUUUUCUGCACCUCCCGAGUCACUCAAUGGCUCGCAUUCUGGAAACGUCUCGGCCAUGGAGGUCGACAGUGAUGGGCAGUAUGACGCUGAAAACGAUGAAGAUGACACAUUUGCUUUCAAACAGAAGAGCGUCCCAGGCGGAUUUGGUCGACGAUCAGCUAUCAACUAUGAUGCAGACAUCCCUACAGCAGAGGGUAUUGAGGAAGAAGGGCCAGACUUUGAAAUGGCGGACGAGUCCGAGUAUGAAGAAACCGAUAAUGACAACCAAGUCGACAUGGCUGGCUCGUUUCCUGGGCCUGGUGGUGUGCGUCCUUUGGAGAGUCCAACCAAACCAAUCUUGAAGGCGAAUCGCACGGCCACGCCUGGAAAAGCCCUUAUCAGUCUGGAGGGCGACUGGGCAGAACAGCUUCAACAAACAAUCAGUCCACGCAAGCAGGAUCGAGAGGCACUCCGAAAUCGCCAAAGCGUAAUUCUCCUCGACCGUGCAUACGAGCCGAUCAAGCCACAACCUCACAGCAAGAAAGAUUUUCGGACUAGCAUCGACAUCAUGAACUCGUUGUUCAACAGACAUGAAGAACGAAUGGCAAAGGGAAGGAAUGGGCAGGCAGGGCCGGAUCUUGAGUUUCCUUAUGCCAAACGCACCAAGACUUUCGACGACGAUGAAGCCGACAUGACUGAGAACGAUAAGCUGUGGCAUGCUUCAUUCAAGCCUCGCUUUACCGAGACGAACAAGUUGGUUUACAAGUUGGCCUCUACGAGGGAGGCUGAGUCUGGGUGGACCACUGAUGUCUUAGUCGAAAGUGAAAACGGCACUGUGGAGGUGACUUCACUUGAAGGCACUACCACUAGAAUUGCCAUGGAUACAAAGCAACUCCUCAUUGACGUUGAGGUGAAACUGGUCGACAAAGUCCCAUUUGUCAAGCACAGUGCCGUACCCUUUUCCCGUGUCCAAGAGCACGUUGCCCAGGGAGGCCCUGGUACCGAUGAACUUGACAUAUACGAACUUGCGCAUGUGCUUUUUGACGAUCACGAGGAUGAAUUCAGCUUCAGUCUCAAUCCACAACAGAAACAAGAUUUUCAGACACGGAUUUACAAAGACCGACUCUCGAAAUAUCUUGGGGCACUCGUCUGGAGACGUCAUGGCGAGCAAAUCAAGGCGGCUGAGAAGGUUAGCGCCGCUACUGCCGCAGUCCUGCAUCUCACAGCCAGGAACGUCAAAGCCGCCUGUGAUGUGCUUAUGAAAGACAAGAACUUUCAUCUGAUGCUCCUCGUAUCGCAGAUUGAGCAGGCCGACGAGACAUUCCAGAGCGAUAUUGCCAACCAAAUAGCAGCGUGGCAUGAGCAGGGCAUCAUCUCGGAAGUGACGGAAGAGAUUCGUGCCCUGUACGAAAUCCUUGCGGGCAAUACCACUAUCUCUCAAGGUAAACAAACCGUGCCAGUCGAAGACAAAGCCACUACAAUCUCUAUCUCGGAGAAAUUUGAGCUCGAUUGGAUUCAAGCAUUUUGUCUAUGUUUGUGGUAUGGCCAGCAAAAGAAUGGAGACAUCUACGACGCAGUUAAGGACUUUCAGGAGCAGCUGGCGACCAAGCAAGAGUCGGCCAGUCCAAUCGCCGAAAAUGGCGACGAAGACCCUCUAUGGGUGUUGCUGAAGCUUUUUGCCAGCAGGACCAAGGGCAAAGCAGGUUCCGGGAUCGAGACGCCGAUAUUCCCUCAGGCCUUAUCCUCACUCUCUCAACCAUGGAGUUCCCAGACCGCCUUCCGCCUGCACCAUGCCAUUGCUGCAGCAAUGUCAGGCAUCAAGGUUGAUCAAGACAAAACAGACGCGCUCGCAAUAUCUCUGGGAUUCGAACAAUCUGCGCGUGGCAACCUUAUUGGCGCCGUCUAUGCGCUUCUUCACGUUGGUGCUUCGGCGAAGCGGUCGGCCCUCGUUCGCGAUCUGCUCAACAAGUAUGCUGCAGCCUUGCCUUCGCCUCCGGACGUCGAUCUAAUGAACUCGCAAGCCCAGGUGCAGCUCUGGUCCGAUUUGACUGGCUCUCUCAAAAUCCCUGCUUCGUGGAUCUGCCGUGCAAAAGCGCUAUUUGCUCGGUCGACCAACGCGUCCCUGGAAGAGUUGAGUUAUCUGAUUCUUGCUCAGGAUUUUAGCGAAGCCCACGAAUGUCUACUGCAACGUGUUGCCCCGCGACUUGUUGUUGACGAAGACUGGGAUACUCUCCAUUUAGUCCUGACCAAGUUUGGUGACAAGCCUGAAGAGAACGUCGACAGAUGGAAAUCUGGUGGAGGCGUCUAUACCGAUUUUGUGACGCUUGUGGAGCUUACGGAGUCUUUAGCUCGCCGUCCAAGCAAUACUGAGGCAGAUAGUACGCGCAAGACGCUGCUACACAGUCUGCAGGGUGCAUUGACUGGCAUGAAUGCAAAGUUCGUCGAUGCGGCUAAGGCUAGCGGCUCGAACGGGUCAUUGGCCAAGGAUAAGGAGAACUUGGAGCAGCGUGUCGCCUUGUGUGAGAUGGGCAGGGCCGUUGCGAGGGCGUUGGAACUGGAUGAGGAGAGGGGCCUUGGUGAUAAGAAACCGAUACUCGAUCUCCCCCUGACCGCGGACGCGCGGUUGAGUCACGCUCGAGCGCUAGGGGUGGAUUACUAUCGUGGCGUGAUGGCUAUGGCGAGGUGAUAGGUUUUACUGGUUGGUAAGACUCGACCGCGCCUACUAAAGAUUGAAUGAGUGCGCAGACGCUGUACGACUAUGAAAGAAAAUGCUACAGUGGUGGCUCAUGUGGGUCGUCAAUGAGUUAACCCAUGAUUGAUGGCAAAUAGUGAGAUGCAUGAUACAGACCUGGGAAAGAGACCUCCAUAGUCAUGACUCAUCUCAUUUAUCAUCCUAUCGUUUCCCUGACCGCGCGUGGGAUUGUAAAUACAUUAGAUUGAGUAGGUAUUGUUUGUCUCUCCUUGAUACAGAGUGGUGUAGGAUUGAAUGGGGAAAGAAAGUUCCAGCCUCACGACAACGAGGCUGCGCCAAGAUUUGGGGGUUUGGUGAACUUCAUCUUGACCAUUGACCGUCUC
Exophiala viscosa is the source of this 6488-nucleotide messenger RNA. RefSeq names its product nuclear protein 96-domain-containing protein. NCBI's taxonomy places the organism in Eukaryota, Fungi, Ascomycota, Eurotiomycetes, Chaetothyriales, Herpotrichiellaceae. The record is from RefSeq and is a predicted model, not a curated record. The transcript has 6 exons. Gene Ontology annotation, molecular function: structural constituent of nuclear pore; RNA binding. Bases 313 to 6099 code for a protein of 1928 amino acids. Gene Ontology annotation, biological process: protein import into nucleus; telomere tethering at nuclear periphery; post-transcriptional tethering of RNA polymerase II gene DNA at nuclear periphery. Gene Ontology annotation, cellular component: nuclear pore cytoplasmic filaments; nuclear pore.